This is a messenger RNA of Mercenaria mercenaria, 1893 nucleotides long. RefSeq names its product INO80 complex subunit C-like. Lineage: Eukaryota; Metazoa; Mollusca; Bivalvia; Venerida; Veneridae. The transcript has 5 exons. The coding region runs from base 49 to 588 and encodes 179 amino acids. The record is from RefSeq and is a predicted model, not a curated record. Gene Ontology annotation, cellular component: Ino80 complex. Gene Ontology annotation, biological process: chromatin remodeling.
AGGCUGUAGGUCAAAGUACGGCACAGUACGGCGUUUGGGCACUCUAAAAUGGCGACUCCCACGAAACAGCGAAAAACAUCGAAAAGCAAUAAACUGACGCCAAGUCCAAGUCUUACAAAGAAAAGAACAGUUGUUGUAACAAAGACUGAAACAGAUGUAAUCAGUGUGGAGCAGGAGCUUGCAGUUGGAUGUUUUGCUGACACAGAUGAGUCACGUGACAGUCCAGUUAACAUCGUUUCAUCGGGAGACAAAGUACCAGUAUUUAAAAACCCAAACUUUGUGCAUUCCAGUAUUGGUUCAGCUGGCAGUAAGAAAACCAGGGUGUGGAAAAAUCUCAAACAGAUUGUAGCUGCAGAGAAAGCAUUACCAUGGCAACCAGAUGACACAACAUAUGGAAUGAUUGAGGCACCGCCAUCUUUCAAGCCGGCUAUGAAAUACUCAGAUAUCUCAGGAUUGCCUGCAAAGUACACAGAUCCACAGACAAAGUUGAGGUACACAACUGCCGAGGAAUUCUCUAGGAUAAAAAUGAUGCCUGGUGAUUUAGUGACUGGAUGUUUGACUUUACGAAGAGCUAAUAUACCAGUUUGAUUGGUGAUCAAAAUAAUAAAAUCUAUUUGUUCUAGUGACAGUUUAGACAAACAAGCUUUGAUUGAAAUGAAUCAGUCUGAAAGUAGGGCUGAAGAGAAAUUGCCUUAUUGGUAAAUUAAAUGUGUCAGUAUGAACGGCAUAGGAAAUAGCUUGCCUUAUCUGUAUCUAAUACUCUGUUAAAACUUUCAGUGAAUAUUAACAUUGCUCAGAGUUCAUAGGUUGGCCUCCUAGGCUGAGUGGUUAAGGUCACUGACUUCCAAGCACUUGCACCUCACUGCUGUGGGUAAAAAAGACUUUCAUUUGAGAAAGCCAUCCAGCUGGCUUGUAGAAAGUUUAUGAUUGUUUGCUUGAAAUAACACUUGGAGAGGCACUUGGGGUCUUCUUUAAACAUUAAAAAGUGGAAAGUCGCUGUAUCACCUAUAAUUGUGUCACUGAGACUUUUAAUACAACAAAUGCAAAAAAAAAAACAACAUUAUCAGAUAUUCAGAUUGUUGAUUGUUAUUAUUUCACUAAUACAUUUGCUAAGUUAUCUUGAUAAUGAAACAAAUAACAAUAGAAACACAAAAAUAUCUCAGCAAAAUUUAUUUAACAGAAUAAUUUUAUUUUAGAAUUUGAUUGUGUGUCAGAGAAAUUAUUGAAUUGCCUGUUAUUGUUUCGACAUGAAUUUCUUACUAGUAUGAACAGUUGCAAUAUUUGAAGGUGUUAGGGAGUGGGAGGAGGAGUUGUUUGAAUAUUUAAAUUGCCUUAUGCAUAGCUGAAAGGAGGGGAAUGUGAAAGAUGUCAUGAUGUUGUAGAAUAUCAUGUACAGAUUCAUUAAUACUGGGAAUAUAGUGUCAGAUACUGAGACUUCUUGUAAUGUUUUUGUAUGUUAUGAACAUUAUAACAUGUACUGUCAGUGACAUUAUACAGUGUCAUACUUACCAAAUUUGUAAUGUCUAAGAUAUGUAAAGAGGGAAAUUAAAAUUAAAGGCUCACAAUGCCUUUGUUUAAAAUGUGGCUGCCACAUUUUCCAUUAUGAACAUAAAGUAUUUUAAUUUCUUUUUAAAUCCUAUUUCCAGUAAUUGUUUUCUCUAAUACUUGUUAAAGAUUUGAAUAUUGAUGAACACAAUAGAAAGUUUUAUUGAAUCCAAAGUUUUUGAUUACCUUCCCUGAUAGCUCUAACUGUAAAAGUUCAUGAGCAAUAUUAGAAGUAGCGCUUUUCCAACCAUGUAAGUAUGCAUACCAUCUGUUUGGACAGCUGUUUCAUCUGUUUUUAAUAUAAAAUUGAAAGUCUUAUGGAACUUUAAAUAAAGAGUAAAAGCUUAA